UGCUUUGGAUCUUGCGACGAAGCUCCAGCCAUUGAUGGAAAUCAAACUCACCUCAUCAAAUAAAUAGUCAUCACAAUUUUUUAGGAAGCAAAUCCAUCAAAGGUUCACCCAGCAAAUCACCAGCAAUAUUUCAGGACAAACAUCAGCAACCAUGAGUUUGGAAAUGGACUACGAGACAAUCUUUCAUGUCAUGGAUUCAUGGGAGCUCUUGCGCAGGAUCCCGGACCAUGAGCAAAUUGCGGGCACCAUCCUUUUUACGCACCUCUUUCAAAAAUGCCCCGAGACCAAGGUUUUGUUUGGCUUUCCUUUGGAUAUGGACCCCGGCAGUGAAAAGAUGCAACAGUCCAAGCCCUUUGUCAGGCACGCUUCCAACAUGAUUUCAAUGCUUGAUAGGGCUUUGAACAUGCUUGGGCCAGACGCGGAGUUGCUUGCUGAAAUCUUGGGUGGCCUGGGAAAGAAGCAUGCUCGAAUGGGAGUCCACGAAACUCACUUUCCUUACUUUGGAGAGUCUCUUCUCGAGAUGUUGCACGAGGUAUUGGGAAACUCCUUCACUCCCGAGAUUGAGCACUCCUGGAGGAAUGUCUACAAGGCGCUGUCUGGAGGCAUUGUGGAUUCCAUGAAUACUGAAAGGUCUGUUUUGGACAGCUGGGCCAAGCUCAAGCAAAUUGACAACUACGAUGAAGUGGCAGGAGGCCUUCUCUUUCAGACCUUGUUCGAAAGGUGCCCUGAAACCAAGACUCUCUUUGGCUUUCCUGUGGACAUGGACACAAACUCUGGCGCUAUUCUUAACAGCCGCCGGUUCAAGAUCCAUUCCAGGUACUUUAUCGAGAUGCUGGACAAGGCACUUGGAAUGGUAGAAGCCCGUCAAGUGGAAGAGAACAUGAAGGCAUUGGGUGAGAUGCACAAUAGCUAUGGGGUCAAGGAAGAAUACUUCCCAGUUAUGGGUGAAGCCUUGUUUUUGGCAUUGGAAAAAACACUCAAAGAGGACUGGAAUGACGAUCUGCGGGCUUCUUGGGGUUCCCUCUAUGGCAAGCUCUCUUCCCAAAUGGUCUCGGCCAUGAAGGCUGGAAAGAAGUAGGCACGUGACCAUGCUGCGGUGGAGUGCUUUCGACAAAGCAGGUAGAUACACAUGCUUAGCAAUACAGUUUGGUACCUGGCACGCACCAGUGACGGAGUGGGCAAGACAUUUUCCAGGAGGCAGAGAUCGCAGGAGAGACGAAGAGCCUCCAAUUUGCUCGGAGCUAUAAUUUCCGUUGAUUCAUUUUGACUUUCUAUGAUACAUAUAAACAGCAAUAAUAUAUGAUUCCUUUUCUACCAUCAGCCAGUAGCUACCGGUACUUGUACAAGCAGCAAUCCAAUAAAGAAC
This is a messenger RNA of Seminavis robusta, 1366 nucleotides long. The record is from the annotation of a GenBank genome assembly. NCBI's taxonomy places the organism in Eukaryota, Bacillariophyta, Bacillariophyceae, Naviculales, Naviculaceae.